AUGCUCAGAGCGCUGUGGCUGGCUGGCCUGGCCACCGCCUCAAUCACCAUCCAAGUCAACCGCGUCGACCCAUUGCCCUUCACCGCGUCAGGUAUCGCUACAUCAGCUGCAGAUCUAUUCUCGCGGAGCUGUCCAGAAGAAGCCGAGAACACAGCCUCACUGCUCGCAUCAUCAUUUGACGACCUCUCAGAACGAAAUGUAUUCCCCUCGUCGGAUGGCUUUGUGAGGGGUGCCGUUGAGGCGUGGGCUAAGCAUGAGCAUCUCAUCCUACGCCCUGAUGAAAUCUGGUUUGAGGUUCUGGCGCAGAUGAAUGUGUAUAUGAGUAUUCACUCUGAAACUCUUCGGCAUUUAUUCGUUGAUCACUCUGGGCGCGAGAAGAUUACAGUGGAAGGGUUUUCGUGGGAUGGUAUCAUCGGUGCGUUCAGGGGGGAGAUACAGAGUAGGGUCAAGACGGGGUGGUUGUUGGAUUGGAUAAAGCCUGGUUUUAGCACCUCGACUGUGCAGGAUGACGUUACGGCUACGGUGUUGAUGAUGGGGCUGAUGCAGCAUUUCUUUGAGUAUGAGGGCAUGAUGGUGUGUGGAAUACCGAGUGUUACGCUUCUGGGGGAGAGGGAGGAUUGGGUUAAGCUGGGAGAGAAGGUUGAGAUGUUGAAGGAGUUUGGGGAUGAGGCGGGGGGUUUUGCGGAGAGGUUGAGGCCGAUUAUGAAGAGGUUUGUUAGUUCCUGGGAUGCUGAUACUGAUGGAGGUGAGAGUGAUGGGGAGAGGAAGUUGUUUUGGGAGCAGAUUGUUAGGGCGAAGAAGAAGUGGUCUUGUGGUGAGGGGGCGAGUGAGUGGGAUGUUUCGGGGUGGAUUACGGGAUUUAUGUACUGGGAUCGUGAUGGGAAGGUUAGGGGAGUUUAUGAGGAUUGGUAUGAUAACUGGGACGAGGAUGACGAAGAGUCCGCAGAGAAGGUCGAAGAGGCCAAGAAAGAGGAGGAGAAAGCUGAAGAGGUUGAAAUGGGCAUCUUCCCCAACGACUGGUCCCUCACAAUCGACGGACAAAGCUACAUCCCCAUCACCCUCUCCGACAUCAGCAUCGGCUACGCCAAAGCGCCCCUGACAAUGAAGAACUACCCCUCAGAAGGCGUCGACACCCCAGCGUUUCUCGUAGCAGGCAACGUUGGCGUGGAGAAGAGGAAUACGCCGGGUGGAGUCAUGGCGCAGCCUGUGAGUGGGUGGUUUGUGUAUGCGGGUGUAGAGGCGAAUUAUAGCGCUGGGCCGUGGUUGGGGAGUGGUGAGGAGUUGGGAGGGAUCGCAGGGGGAGUUGUGAGCUGUAAGGCGGCGACGGAGGAUGAUAAGGACGAGGAGAAUGAGAAGGCUAAGGAGAGACAGAAGGAGGAGGAAGUAAAAGAUUUAUAA
Molecule: messenger RNA, 1398 nt
Organism: Fusarium musae
Lineage: Eukaryota; Fungi; Ascomycota; Sordariomycetes; Hypocreales; Nectriaceae
Exons: 1
Coding region: 1-1398 (465 amino acids)
Source: RefSeq, a predicted model, not a curated record